Molecule: messenger RNA, 1058 nt
Organism: Leptopilina boulardi
Lineage: Eukaryota; Metazoa; Arthropoda; Insecta; Hymenoptera; Figitidae
Gene: Taf11
Product: transcription initiation factor TFIID subunit 11
Exons: 6
Coding region: 156-920 (254 amino acids)
Biological process (GO): transcription initiation at RNA polymerase II promoter; RNA polymerase II preinitiation complex assembly
Cellular component (GO): transcription factor TFIID complex; nucleus
Molecular function (GO): protein heterodimerization activity; transcription coactivator activity
Source: RefSeq, a predicted model, not a curated record
AUACCCUAAAAGACCUCUGCUCGAUCGAAGCACUCAAGUGGACAUUUUUAGAAGCUCUUUUUACUUCAAUAAGCGUUUCAUUUAUUUUGGAACUGUGUGGUUAAUAACCUUAAAUUAUACUGUUGUGACAGUUUUGUGAAAUAUACAAUCAAGUGAUGGAUAAAAUAUUUGGUAAAGACGAGGAUUCCGGAAAUGAAAAUGAUUUCAUUGAAGUUGGACCAAAGGAAGAUGAAAAGCAGACAUCAAUGGAAACUUCGGGAGAGAAAGAAAUCAUGGACGAAAGUAGCACAGAUAAAGACAUUGCUUCAAAAUCAAAGGAAAAUGAUGUGAUGGAUAUUGAAUAUACGACGAGUUCUCAAUCACAGUCUGAUAAUGAAGAGACAUCUUUGCCUUUUAAAUCGGAAGUAAUAGAAGAUCAUAUCGAAAUUAUAAAACACGAAAUUGAAAUUCCUCCAGAACAAAAUCGCGAGCCAAUCACAGAGGAUUUAUUUGGCAACAGUAUCCUUAUGUCCAAUGUGACUCCAAAUAAUGUUAAAGAGCGAAGAGAAAGUAAGGAAAAAAGUAAAAAAGAAUUGGAGGAAGAGGAAAGAGAGAAAAUGCAAGUUUUAGUGUCUAAUUUCACAGAAGAUCAAUUAGACAGAUAUGAAAUGUAUCGAAGAGCAGCUUUCCCUAAAUCAGCCAUCAAACGCAUUAUGCAAACAAUUACAGGAUGUUCCGUAUCUCAAAACGUUGUAAUUGCAAUGUCGGGCAUAGCAAAAGUAUUUGUUGGGGAAAUUGUUGAGGAAGCUUUAGACGUGAUGGAAGCCCAUGAUGAAUCAGGACCAGUGCAACCAAAGCACUUGAGAGAAGCAGUUAGAAGAGUAAGACUUCAAGGUCAAAUACCAAAUGGAAGAGCUCACAAAGCUUUCUUUAGAUUAUAGCAUUUUAUUCAAAUAUUGAAUUUUCAUCUUUAUUUCGCGUUAUCAUUAUUAAUAGCAAUUUAAUUUGUAUGAGAAAUGUAAAUAGUUUGUUUUUUUAAAAAUAAUUUUGAAAAUAAAAACUGCAUCUUUUAAUUUCAA